GCCUGGUGGCCCGAAUGAGGCAACAUCAUGAGAAGUGCUGUGAUGAAGAUGACCAAAGAAACACAUUUGAACAGGCAGGAUCUUCAGGGGAAUUCAUGGAUUCUGGAAACUAUCCACCUUCAAGAUCACCAUCCUCCUGUUCUACAGUUUCAGAGUUAUCCAUCCAGGAUAGUGCUUCAUUAGCAGCAGCAUCAGACACCCACAGCCACAUAUCACUAUCACCUAAAAGAAAGAAAAAAUCCUUCCCUCCUGGAACCACCAUAGAUAAGUUUGUGAUAAAAACUAGCAGAUUAGAAAAAGAGUUAAUUGAUGAAAAAAUUGCCCAGUUUGUUUAUGCAACGAACUCUUCUUUCCGUCUGACUGAGAACCCACAUUUCAUUAAUAUGGUUCAGUCACUGAGACCAGGAUACAGUCCACCCAGCAGAGCAGAUGUUGCAGGGAAACUGCUGGAUAAAGUGUAUGACAGAGAAAUGGAGCAAUGUGCAACAGCUCUGGAGGGUAGAAUUGUUAACCUAAGUAUUGAUGGGUGGAGUAAUGUCCACAAUGAUCCUAUUGUACGUGCUUGUAUAACAACAGAAGAAGGGAAAGUCUUCCUUGCACAAACAAUUGAUACGUCAGGAAAUGCACACACAGCAGAAUACUUACAAGAAGUGGCAGUAAAAGCUAUAAUAACAUGUGAACAAAAAUUCAAAUGUCUAGUAUGCAGUUUGGUCACAGACAAUGCUGCAAAUGUAUCCAAGAUGAGAAGAAAUUUAGAAGAGCAGGAAGGGAAUACAAAGCUAAUAACAUAUGGUUGCAGUGCUCAUUUGCUGCACCUCUUAGCCAAAGACUUAAGUGUUCCAGAAAUAAAGACUAAUGUUGUUGAAAUUGCUAAAUACUUCCGUAACAAUCACUUUGCUGCAGCAGCUCUGAAAAGGAUGGGUGGAACCAAGCUAACGCUCCCACAAGAUGUUAGAUGGAACUCUGUGGUGGACUGUUUUGAGCAGUAUAUCAAGAACUGGCCUAUUCUGAUGACAGUUUGUGAACAAAAUCGAGAUAAAAUAGAUGGCACUGUCACGGCCAAAAUCCUCAACAUUGGGCUUAAGAGAAAUGUUGAACAUAUGCUGAGCAUCCUGAAACCCAUCUCUGAAUCUUUAAACAAAAUACAGAAAAAUAGCUGUUUUAUUGCUGAUGCUGUUGAAAUUUGGAAGGAACUGAGUGAACACUUAAAAACAGAACUACACAUGGACAGAAUUAAAUUACAAGCAUUAAAAAAAGAAUGGGACAAGUACUGUCUCCAGCUCAUUUUUUGGCAAAUAUUGUCAAUAUCCAGUACCAGGGUCAAAAUUUAAGUGCUGAGGAAGAGGAGUUAGCUAUGACAUGGGUAUCCAGCAAUCAUCCAUCUGUAAUGCCAACUAUAAUAAACUUCAAAGCUAAGGGGGAACCAUUCAAGAAAUAUAUGUUUGCUGAAGAUAUUUUAAAGAAAGUCACACCAGUGAACUGGUGGAAGUCACUUAAGCAUUUGGAUUUAGAGACUGUUCAAGUAAUGAUUUCACUUUUAACAGCAGUAGCUUCUUCUGCAGGCGUUGAAAGAAUAUUCUCUUCCUUUGGACUCAUUCAUUCUAAAUUGAGAAAUCGUUUGGGACCCGAUAAAGCAGGAAAGCUUGUUUUUCUUUUCCAGAUUAUGAACAAAGAAGAAGAUGAAGAUGACGAGUGAGCUACAGAGGACAGUAUUUAAGUUUUUCAUGUCUAGGCUGGGCUGACAGUUUAAGUUUCUUAAAAUAUAUAUAUUUUGUUUAGCCAAAUUAGUUAACAAACAUGGAUGUUUGUUUAAGCAAAUAACAUAUGCUGUAAUGUUAUUGUUUCAGUUGAAUAAAUCUAUUUAAAUUGUUAUUAAGGUAAUGAUUAUUUUUCU
Molecule: messenger RNA, 1894 nt
Organism: Hemicordylus capensis (graceful crag lizard)
Lineage: Eukaryota; Metazoa; Chordata; Lepidosauria; Squamata; Cordylidae
Exons: 2
Coding region: 15-1331 (438 amino acids)
Source: RefSeq, a predicted model, not a curated record